UUUGCGCAUGCUGUGCUCCCCCCUUCCUGCAACAAGAAAAGCCUUUUCUUUUAACCUGGCUUCCUUUGAAGAAGUGACUCAGGCAGCUUCAUGGCCUCUCAAGAGCCUCAAGGACAAAUAAACAAAAUCUUUCAGGAUUAUCUCCCAGGUUCUCCUGACCCUCCUAGUCAAGGCAAACUUAUCGAACCUAUAAAAGUCUGGAAACAUGCACCACCGCCUCCCAGCUUGCCUCCUGGUCUGGAAUACCUGAGCCAGCUGGACCAGAUAAUCAUUCACCAGCAGGUGGAGCUUCUUGAAGUCAUACUUGGUACAGAGACCUGCAGCAAAUAUGAGAUAAAAAACCAUUUGGGACAAAGAGUUUACUUUGCAAUGGAAGAAAAUGGUUGCUUUGAUCGUAAUUUCUGUUCACCUAUACGAUCUUUCACCAUAAGGAUAACUGAUAACACCGGUCGAGAGGUGAUCACGGUGAAUAGACCCUUGAGAUGUAACAGCUGCUGGUUCCCUUGCUACAUGCAAGAGUUGGAAGUUCAAUCCCCUCCCGGUACAAUAGUCGGCUACGUUGUCCAGAAGUGGGACCCUCUGCUACCUAAAUUCACUAUACUGAAUGAGAGCAAAGAAGAUGUAUUGAAAAUAAUUGGCCCCUAUGCAACAUGCAGCUGUUUUGGUGAUGUAGACUUUGAGAUAAAGAUAUGCAUGCUACCCCACAGUAUAAGUGAUAAUGAACAGGAGACUACUGAUUAGAGGCAAUCUGAAGUCAGUGGCUAGAGGAGGCCUACAGAUUGAAGGGAAUUUACCUCAUCUGAAUCAGAGCAAGUAACUCCAUUGGUCAGAGACAGCCGCAAUGGUAUUGUAUGCAUUUAAAUUAUUUUUGUGGAAUCUACUGCAGCUGCUGUCUUUUAUUUCUAUUGUUUCGGCAUCACUGUGACAUGAUACUUCUCAGCAGCAGAAGCAAGAGUCCUCUAACUCUUUGUGUACAGUGAAUAUGUCAGAGAUUCAAUGAUCUAGUGUUAUUCCGCUGGGUGACAAGAGUAUGGGAGGAAGGUGUCUAAGUGCUGCCACUGAAUCAGCUGCUCUGUGUGUGCAACUGCACGUGUAUUUUCCAGUCAAAAUGUUGUCUGCUUUUCUGAUUUUACAGCUACUGCAGGUCUUUGCCGUGGUAUCAUGCUGCAGAGGCAUGCCCUGCAUGCUUGCCAUAAACUGCAUUUCAACAUAUGCACUGCACAGCUAUUAUUUAUCAGCCAAAUUGACAAAAAUACUGAAAUUCCCAUUUGCUGACUAUGGAGAAUGUGUGAAGAAAUAAUUUUCCUCUGAACAAAAUGAAAAAGCCACAAAAUUUGAAUUCACAACCAACAUUGAUGGUUGUUCAGAUGUGCUGUUUUGCACCCAGCUCUUACUGCAUGAGGACCAGGGAUGUCUGUCAGUCCACUGGAACCAGUCCUCUUCCCAUUGGAGUAAUAGGGAUUUUGCCCCUGAAUACCAAUGAGAAUAGAAUCAGCCUGAUUGUUAAUGGCCACUGGGAAAGCUUUUUGGAGGGAAAGUUGGAGAGAAGAAUACACAUUCAGCAGAGGUGGCAUGGGGGUUACAUGCUGUGCAUGUGCAGUUUCCACAAUUAGAAACUGCAUUAAAGUUCAUUGUACAAAUGGAGGGAGGCAAGAUGACAUCAAUGGUUGACCAGCUCCUCUAUCAGUCCUCUGGGAUCAUAGUCUCAGGCAGUAGGGGUGAAUCUGAUACAUGGUGAUGACAUUGACCAUAUACCCUGCUUUUCACAUAUCACAAACUGUUUUUUCAAAUUCCAUCUAAAAAGCUCAUACAGAACAUGGAUCCUCUCUCUGUGACAUCUUGACAUUUCAUAGGCAUAAAGUGUCAAGGAAGAGUGUCCUUGUUCUUUAUUUAUUUGUGUUGUGGUUACAUAACGAGGACUCUAACAAUCUAGGACCCAUGGUACUGGGCACUCUACCAGCACAGAAAAUGUCAGAUCCUGCACCAAAAAGUUUAAAGUCUGCAAAAUAAGACAUUACAGCUGCUUGAGACAAGCAAGUCAAGGUGAAGGCAGGAAAGAUGGGGUAAUCAUAAAUAUUGUAAGCUGGUCUGUUGCAAAUGUAUAUGCUUUGAAUAACCUUUCCAAAAUGUCGUAGAAAAGUGAAAAACAGAGGUUGUAAAACUAUUCAAAAUAGGAAAUAUUUUUGUGUUUUGAUUAAAAUAAUAAUGAAUUCUAGUAAGUAUUGACAUAAAUGGGUAACAUUGUACUGGCUGCCUACAUGGUGUGAGCUUCAUUUUACCUUCGUGGACAAAUCCUCAGCUUGUGAAAACUGGAGAAGCAGCAAUGGAAUCAAUGAAUUGUACUGAUUUAUGCCAACUGAGAUCUGUCCCACUAAGAAUAGAAUACUUUCUUCUCUGUUGCAGGGCACUGAUUAUAAGAAAUCCAGUAAAUUAUUGUUUGUGAGGGAGGUAAUGGAAGGUUUAUAUAUGUUAGUGUGACUGUUUUUAAUCCUUAUUUUCUCAUGUGCAGGUAAAAACCCUUAAUGAAAUGUCCACAAUUGGCAAGAUUUCCAAAUUUUGGUCUGGAUUUGUAAACAAUGUCUUUACCAAUGCU
Pelodiscus sinensis (Chinese soft-shelled turtle) is the source of this 2593-nucleotide messenger RNA. The record is from RefSeq and is a predicted model, not a curated record. NCBI's taxonomy places the organism in Eukaryota, Metazoa, Chordata, Testudines, Trionychidae.